CGUGUGAGGCGUUCAGGUGAGUCUAUCUCAGUCCCCGGACAAGUCUCUCAGACACGGUAGAGGAGACACGUGCGUUAAUGGGAACCUAUCUGUGCAGUAUUGCUUGCCUUCUGAUCCAAAGAACUGUUGUGGAGGCCUUACUUUACGAGUCAACAAACCUCUCCAACAACAUGCCUGGCAAGAGACGGUCUAAGAAGAAGGAAGUUGACGAGGAUGAGAAUUGCAGUCGGGACGAUGGUAUGGCUUUAUCAAGGAGGUCGCUAAGUAAACGACAGAGAAAAGUUGUCUCCUACAGUGAAGACAGUCCAAAGACAACAAAGGCAUCAAAAGUAACAAAGAAGAAUAUCCUCAAAGAUUCCAAUGAUAACGAAAUACCUCAGGAACAUUCAAAGUUAUCGAAGAAAUCAAAACUAAAAUCAGAAAAGACAAAACUAACAGACAUCAAAGUAGUACCGAUUAAAACAGAAGAAAAAGAGACGAAAGUAAGGAAGACUAAAGGUACAAUUAGAAGAGGAAAAAAGAAAUACAAUCAAAUUGGUGAUGAAAAGAAACUACUUGGCGGUGCAUGUGAUGGAGUUUGUAAUGGCGCAGCUGCAAACAGCAUCGACAAGUCUGCAAAAGAUGUACAGUCUGAUGAUGUAUCAGUGACAUGCGGUCAAGGUCAGGACUCAAUCUCACAGUCCCAGGAUGCAUCAGUGACAUGCGGUCAAGGUCAGGACUCAAUCUCACAGUCCCAGGAUGCAUCAGUGACAUGCGGUCAAGGUCAGGACUCAAUCUCACAGUCCCAGGAUGCUACGUUUACUGUGGGGUCACCGUCUGCACAGGAUGAUCCCGAUCUACAUUUCGAGGACAAACAUCCCUCUUGUGCCACAUCGGAAGCUACACUGGACACUAACACCACUGAAGCAAAGGAAGAUACAGCAAAAACAUACGUCAAACAGAGGGACGCACAAAACACAAGUGUCUUACAGGAGGCCAAACAGAGGGACACACAGAACACAAGUGUCUUACAGGAGGCCAAACAGAGGGACACACAGAACACAAGUGUCUUACAGGAGGCCAAACAGAGGGACGCACAGAACACAAGUGUCUUACAGGAGGACAAACAGAGGGACACACAGAACACAAGUGUCUUACAGGAGGCCAAACAGAGGGACACACAGAACACAAGUGUCUCAGAGGAGGACAAACAGAGGGACACACAGAACACAAGUGUCUUACAGGAGGACAAACAGAGGGACACACAGAACACAAGUGUCUUACAGGAGGCCAAACAGAGGGACACACAAAACACAAGUGUCUUACAGGAGGACAAACAGAGGGACACACAAAACACAAGUGUCUUACAGGAGGACAAACAGAGGGACACACAGAACACAAGUGUCUCAGAGGAGGACAAACAGAGGGACACACAAAACACAAGUUUCUCAGAGGAGGACAAACAGAAUGCGAAAGUUAUACAAGAAAACACGGAUAACAAAGUUACACAAGCAAAAACUUUGUCACGACGUGACUCACUAACCAAGAACAGGGUGUUAAUGGAUAAUGUUGAUACCAUGGCCGAGAAAGUUGCUCAGAAACUUGCAUCUCAACAAAAUGAACAUCUUCGACCUAUUCUUGACAGAAUGGACGACAUCAUGAAGAGCAACAAAAACAACAACAACACUGGAACAGUUACAGUUGCCGCCAUUAACAGUACUUCACCUCCGGCCACAGUUAACGUGUGUGGUCCUACACCUCUAGCGGCGGUGGUGGUAACAGUGGGCACGCAUGUCUCAUGA
This is a messenger RNA of Pecten maximus, 1781 nucleotides long. RefSeq lists its product as uncharacterized. Lineage: Eukaryota; Metazoa; Mollusca; Bivalvia; Pectinida; Pectinidae. The record is from RefSeq and is a predicted model, not a curated record. The transcript has 3 exons. The coding region runs from base 78 to 1781 and encodes 567 amino acids.